AUGGUUGCUCUUACUACACCAUCCUCUUCUCAGCUUCUCUUCUCGAGCUCAAGCUCGCGGUCUCUUUCUCGCCUCUCUCCUUUUCAAUCAUGCGUCUUUGAUACAAAAACACUAGUCUCGUUCUCUAAUACCGGUAGCAGCAAGAAAAAGCAUGUUGCUUCUGGGGUUAAGUGUAUGGCGGUGAGCACGGAUUCUGAGAUAGUGACGAAAACAAAGAGUAAGUUCGAGAUUCAAGCACUGACUACUUGGCUUUUGAAGCAAGAACAAGCUGGUGUCAUUGAUGCUGAACUAACUAUCGUGCUUUCUAGCAUUUCUAUGGCGUGUAAACAGAUUGCUUCUUUGGUUCAAAGAGCCGGGAUUUCUAACUUAACUGGUGUUCAGGGUGCUGUUAAUAUUCAAGGAGAGGAUCAGAAGAAGCUAGAUGUGGUGUCAAAUGAGGUGUUCUCCUACUGUUUGAGAUCAAGCGGACGCACAGGAAUCAUAGCAUCCGAGGAAGAGGAUGUCCCGGUAGCAGUGGAGGAGAGUUACUCGGGAAACUACAUUGUGGUGUUUGAUCCACUUGAUGGAUCGUCGAAUAUUGAUGCAGCAGUGUCCACCGGUUCCAUUUUUGGAAUUUACAGCCCAAAUGAUGAGUGCCUAGCUGAUAUUGGUGAUGAUAGCACUCUUGACAAUGAAGAACAGAGAUGUAUUGUGAAUGUCUGCCAGCCAGGAAAUAACCUUCUUGCUGCUGGCUACUGCAUGUACUCAAGCUCGGUUAUUUUUGUUAUCACUAUUGGAACCGGCGUGUUUUCAUUCACGCUGGAUCCAAUGUAUGGAGAAUUCGUUUUAACACAAGAAAAUAUUCAAAUACCAAAGGCUGGAAAAAUUUAUUCAUUUAAUGAAGGAAACUACCAAAUGUGGGAUGAUAAGUUGAAGAAGUACAUUGAUGACCUAAAAGACCCUGGUCCUAGCGGAAAACCCUACUCUGCUCGUUACAUAGGUAGCUUGGUCGGUGACUUCCACCGAACACUGCUAUAUGGUGGCAUUUAUGGGUAUCCUAGAGACGCGAAGAGUAAAAACGGGAAGCUUAGACUAUUGUAUGAGUGCGCACCUAUGAGCUUUAUAGUUGAACAAGCUGGUGGCAAAGGAUCAGACGGCCAUCAGAGAGUACUCGACAUCCAACCUGUUGAGAUACAUCAACGUGUUCCGCUCUACAUUGGAAGCCAGGAGGAAGUGGACAAAUUGGAGAAAUACUUGGCUUGAGUGAAUUGUAAAUGCCUAUUUCAUAGUUUCUGAAGAAAUAUAUUACUGAAAGUAUGAGAAGGGGAAGCUAUUUUUUUA
This is a messenger RNA of Mercurialis annua (annual mercury), 1320 nucleotides long. Its product is annotated as fructose-1,6-bisphosphatase, chloroplastic. The record is from RefSeq and is a predicted model, not a curated record. Gene Ontology annotation, molecular function: fructose 1,6-bisphosphate 1-phosphatase activity. NCBI's taxonomy places the organism in Eukaryota, Viridiplantae, Streptophyta, Magnoliopsida, Malpighiales, Euphorbiaceae. Gene Ontology annotation, cellular component: cytosol; cytoplasm. Gene Ontology annotation, biological process: fructose 6-phosphate metabolic process; fructose 1,6-bisphosphate metabolic process; fructose metabolic process. The transcript has 4 exons. The coding region runs from base 1 to 1242 and encodes 413 amino acids.